AUGAAGGAAGCACCACGAGGCUGGUCUUUCGGAGGGGCGACAGCGCCCCGUGGACUCAGGACGCCGUGCAAUCUGACGAACGAGGACGAGGCCAGCCUCCCGGAGGAACUGCAGCGCCCCCUGGACUCAGGUGCUGUGCAAUCUACGAACGAAGACGAGGCCAGACUCCCGGAGGAACUGCAGCGCCCCCUGGACCCAGGCGCCGUGCAGUGUGAGGACGAGGACGAAAACAACCUCCUGGAGGAGCCGCAGUGCCCCCUGGAUUCGGACUGCUGCGGCAACGGCUGCUCACCCUGCGUGUUCGACCUGUAUGAGCGUGACCUGGCCGUGUGGCGUUGCCGCCGUGAGCAGGCUCGCCUCGGCCCCGCCCUCACGCCAUCCGGCCCCAGCGCCGCCGCCCUCAGCCCGGACCACUACACGGCCCUGCCGCUGCUGGAUGUCACGCCUGUGUCGGACGACGCUGCCGUGUACCGGUUCGCGCUGCCGACCGGCACGGCACUGUGCCUGCGUCCCGGGCAGCACCUCGUGCUGCGCGAGCACGACGCCGCCGGCAGACCACUGACGAGGCCCUACACGCCUGUCUCGCCGCGCGACGCCGCCGGCUACUUCGACGUCUACAUCCGCCGGUACGCCGACGGCGCGGCAUCGGCAUGCGUGCGCCGCUGGCGGCCGGGCUUGCACGUGCGGUGGCGCGGCCCGUUCGGCGAGUUCCAACCGCGCGCUGGCGACGCGCGCCUCGUGCUGCUCGCUGCCGGCACGGGCGUGGCGCCGUUUGUUGCGCUGGUGCGCGCCGUGCUGGCCGACGAGGCGGACGAGACGCGGCUGGUGCUGCUGCUGGCCGUGCGCCGACUGCGGGACGUGUUCCCGCGGGACGAGCUGGCGGAGUUUGCGCGCGCCUGGAACUUCACAUACACGCUGUUUGUGAGCGGCGGGGAGGAGGAUUCGGCGCGGUACGGCGAGCCGGUCCGGUGGCGCCGCCCCGGCUCGCAGGACGUGCAGGAGGUGAUGCGGCAGAUGGCGCUGAAGACGCGCUAUCUCGUAUGCGGCACACGGUCGUUCGAGAAGGAUAUGCUGAACUACUUGGGAGCAGCAGGCGUGCAGGAUGAUGAUAUAUUCAGGUUUUGAAGUAUAUGACAGCUAAUAUGUUAUGUGGUUGCCAUAGAAAUUGAUAUGAUCAGAUUUUCAGAUGAAUAACCAGAGUGUUUGGGAAUGUUUAGUAUUGUCAUUAUUGAAUUUUGAUGCAUUCAGUUCGCUCAGGGGUGCAUUUUGUGUCUGUUGGUGCAAGCUAUCAUUGGUCAGACAAGACACAGUUGCUCACGGUUUGAUGGAACCGUCGGUGUCUUAUGAAAGACAGGCAGGUGAGCUGCAUUUGGAAUAUGUAAGUGAUGGUAAAUGUUACGUUAAUACGUCCCGCGACUUACACGCUUGUAAUGUUACGGAAAGCUUAUUCAGGUCACAUCGUACAAAAUGUUGGCCGUGCAAUUGAAGUGUCAUUGCUGAGGUGAUAGGAGUGGUGAUAAUGAAAUGGCAAGCGAAUGAAUGCGUGUCGGAGAUGUUGGCAGUCUGGCCAAAGAUACCGCGCAGUUGUUGAAUUUUAAUGAUAUUUCUUAAAGCUAACUUUAACUGCAAUUUUAAUUGCAAAUGGGUGUAGCGAGUAAACGUAACGGAAUGCGCUUCGGGCAGUCUGACCGCCUAUAUAGAAUCAGAUUCAGUGACAACACGAUUGGCUGAAGCGACAACAGAGCCGGGAAAUACCGUGGACGUCGUCGUUUUUGAGUGCUACGUGCAGAACCUGUUUCGACUAAAUUCUUACUUAGAUGACUGAAAUUCGGAGACUGAACGCAGGAAUCUUGCCUUUGAAAAGCCGGGUAAACUGUAUUUAACGUUUUAAAACUAUUGUGCCUUUCUUUGCACAAUGUAUGACCAUCGCCGUUGUUCAUUUGCAGCGCACGAGGGGCAACAUCACCCGACACAAAACCUUAGUUCGUUGAGUGGUGGUGCUUUUUCAGUCUGACGGAGAUAAGCCAGUACCCCGGCGUCUUGUGUGAGCUCCCCGAUCAACGUCUGGAGCUCUAAAUAGCCGGAUCGGGAGAUCUUAACGGGUAGAUGCGAGCUGCGAACUUCACGUUGGUCCUGGCUGUUGCAGUUUCUCGUGAUGCGGUCGGUGCGAGAUACCGCAGCGCUGGUUACCUUAGUUCUCAUCUGAUAUUUCUUAUCAGUCACAUGCAUUGACUUUAAGCCGGAAAGUGCAAAGCUCGUGGCGGAAAGCGAACGGUGCUGAAAGCACUCGCAGACCUGUUGUCUGCAGCAAUUCGCCCAUGACCUUGCGGUCAGUCAUGGCUGCUUAAUGCUGUGGAAUAAAUUGACUGAUACAAACAAGAAAGGCCUUGAGCUCUAGUUUGUCAGCAGUAUGAGCUUAGAGCCUUUAUUUUGACAGUAUUGGACAUCCGUGGUGCCAGGAGGUACUGGUUAAACGACGCUAUCAAACAAACUGGCUGUCUUGACAGGAAUCGGUGCGAUGUACGAGAGAAAGGCCAUCACCUCAUCGUUUAUCGGCAUUUUGAAUUCAGAGUUCUUAUGCUGAGGCACGCAUUACGUUCUUCACAUGACUUCAUUGCUCGCAGAGUUAAUUGAAUACAGAUGAA
Molecule: messenger RNA, 2645 nt
Organism: Pollicipes pollicipes
Lineage: Eukaryota; Metazoa; Arthropoda; Thecostraca; Pollicipedomorpha; Pollicipedidae
Product: NADH-cytochrome b5 reductase-like
Exons: 2
Coding region: 1-1125 (374 amino acids)
Molecular function (GO): oxidoreductase activity
Source: RefSeq, a predicted model, not a curated record